GGGUUAAAAAUUUCUUCGUUCUCCGAGGACCGACUGGACUGGAGACACUAGGGCUCCAUCUUUCUUCCCUCACUUUCCAUAUCAAGGCGAGUGGAAGCACUUGAGUCGUUGGAUUUUGGAUCGAUUGUGACAUACGUGGGUGUGUUUGAAAACCUGUAAUGCAGGAAACUGAGUAGCAAUCAACUGUUUAGAUGUUAGUAAAAGGAAGGAAAGUCUCCGGUAGGGGAGAAGCGGUAACAUCAAACUAUGCUUUUGGCCCACAUGAAGAGGACAUAAUUAUAAAACACAGGCUUCUCACCCGAACCACAACCACAAGGGGUGAACCUCCAUUGAAGAAACUUCAGAAGAAGUUCACCACUUUUGUCCUUGAGAUCGAGAAGGAUGCAGAUCAUUAUGGUGACUGUGAGAAACUGGCCAAAGCUUUCUUACAGGAGUUGUCUACUUUUGAAAUUCCACUCCUCAAGAGCAAAGCGGUUGUUGAUGCGAACAUAAGAGAGAAGGAGAACUUCAAUGAGUUGGAAGAUGAGAUAAACAGGCAGAUCGUGCAGGCACAGACUGACAUAGAAGAUCUUAAGAAGCAGCUGGAAGAGAGUAAGAUUGAGAGGCAGCACAAAGAGGAGUGUGAGGCAAUCAGGAAAUUGAUUGCCACACAGCCACCUAGAUCAGAGACACAGAAGACCAUAACGGAACUGGAGAAAGAGAUUGCAGCUUUGGAUGCAGAGAACACUGCUGGUUCAAGGUUGCUUGAGCUUCGCAAGAAACAGUUUGCCCUUUUACUGCACGUGGUGGAUGAGUUGCAGAAUACCAUAGAAGAAGAGCAGAAAAAUUUGGUCGAGGAGAUGAGACUUGCGACUGAAGAACAGAAGAAUGGGAUUGAGGACGCCAGUGGGGGCUCAGAUGCCAUGGCUGUUGAUUAGUGACUAUUCCGAAACUCAAUAUUACAGGUUGAUAAUGGAUGUAGUUUCAGCAUAGCUUACUCUUAGAAAGUGAUAAUUUGGUCCGGCCUUGAAGACUCAGAUAUCGAGGGUGGUGAUCUAUCUUGCUUGCCUUUAGUUCAAAUGUAAAUAAAGACUUGAAAUGUUUGGUUUAUCUUUCGGUCAGUCCAUACUUCAACAAGUGAGGCACAUUUAACUGAUGAAACUCCAAUAUUUCUUCUCUUGUAAUUCAUUGGAAUUUGUAUUCAGUGAAUCUGAAAGAAAUUUUGAUCUUCUAUGUCAACCUUCCAAUCAAUACAAAAGAAUGAAUAUUGUACUUAUUCA
This is a messenger RNA of Corylus avellana, 1259 nucleotides long. It is a transcript of the gene THO7, whose product is annotated as Tho complex subunit 7/Mft1p. Gene Ontology annotation, biological process: mRNA export from nucleus; mRNA processing. The record is from RefSeq and is a predicted model, not a curated record. Gene Ontology annotation, cellular component: THO complex part of transcription export complex. Lineage: Eukaryota; Viridiplantae; Streptophyta; Magnoliopsida; Fagales; Betulaceae.